This is a messenger RNA of Sphaeramia orbicularis (orbiculate cardinalfish), 3314 nucleotides long. It is a transcript of the gene c14h5orf15, whose product is annotated as chromosome 14 C5orf15 homolog. The coding region runs from base 28 to 1095 and encodes 355 amino acids. The record is from RefSeq and is a predicted model, not a curated record. NCBI's taxonomy places the organism in Eukaryota, Metazoa, Chordata, Actinopteri, Kurtiformes, Apogonidae. The transcript is spliced from 3 exons.
CCACGCCCCUCUCACUCACACAUCAACAUGGCGACAUUUGGGGCGAUGGGGCAAAGCAGGAGAAAUGUUUGCGCUCUUUCACUCUUUAUCUUCCUCCAUUUGUUGGUCCACUGCUGUCUGUCAGCUCCGGUAAAUAGCAGUAACACUUCACAAGUAUCAACCAAUGAAACCCUUGUUGGAAAUGCAUCUCAAAGUGUAACUGUGACCAAUGACACCACGAAAACACACAACAUAGUGCCUUCUACCCCUGAUCAGAGCCCUGUAGCUGAAACAGAGCCUAAGAGUCCCACCACGACGAAUGGGAGUGACUUGCCAACAGCAAAAACAGCAGCUCCCAAAGAAAACAAUACAAUAGCCAUUCAGCCUAAAACGACAAAGGACCAGGAAGACAAUAAUGCCAUGAUUGUCAUUGCUACUUCUGAUAAUACAAGAAGUACUUCACCAGUAUCUGUCAACAGUGAACAUGCCCCUACACAAAAAGAUACCAGCUCUGACGUUAUUGAACCUACAGAGGACCCUGCCUUGUCUGAAACAGCUAUGAUGGCGAUAGAAGAAACUCCCGCUACAACCGUCAAAGCCCCUGAAGUAGCCAAAACCUCACCCAAACAGGCUGAUGUGACACAAACAGAGAAGCAGGACACAGUGCAGAGUACCGAUCCAGACCUGCUGCCAGCCCAGGACAUAGAAACGACAACCAGUCUGUAUCCAGAAGAUGAUGACGACGAAGAUGAUGAAGAUGAUGGUGACUUUGUCGGUGAUUUCAGUGAUUAUCCCAUCAACAGCAAUAUAAGAGAGCAAAACACCAUGGUGCAGAGACAGCCAGAUGGUGUGGAGAAAAGUCGGGUAGAGCCAGCCGACAGCUACGACACUGAGGGCGAGAAUUCCCACUUCUUCUUUCACCUGGUCAUCUUGGCUUUCCUGGUUGCCAUCGUUUAUAUCACCUAUCACAACAAGAGAAAGAUUUUCCUUCUGGCUCAAAGCCGCCGCUGGAGGGACAGUCUGUGUUCCCGCAACACCGUGGAAUAUCACCGUCUCGACACCAACGUCAACGAGGCCAUGCCGUCCCUCAAGAUGACCCGUGACUACAUAUUUUGAUCAAUGUUUCAGAGGAACAGUUGGUGCUGACACGAGUAGAGCCCAGAUCGCCUUCCUGCCCGCGUUUAUUAUUGGACUGCUGUGGGGCUGGUUUUGACGCAUUCCAUUGCUUUUGAGGCCUGUAGAGCAGGGAGAGGUUUGUCUUUGAGUUCAACUUCUGUUCUUGGAGAAACUCCCCUGUUGUAUGCAUAGGGAGAUUUUUGUAGAGCUUUUCUAUUUUCCUUAUUUGUUUAUUGUAAAAUUAUUUGUUAUAUUUUUUCUAAAUUAAUAACUUGAUGUGAUUUAAUAUUAUAGUUUAUUUGGGGUAUUUGUCUUAAUGGGAGGAGUGUUUGAGCUGUACGGUCCCUCAACAGUUCUUUUUGCAUACUGGUUGUUUUAUUUAGACUUACAAUGAACAUGUAUGGUAUUCUAAAUAUAACUUUUAGGUCUAUAAUGUAAAACUAUGCUAUACCAGUUUAUUAACAACAAAGUUAGUAAUAAAUUUUCUUUUUCAGAUGUUGUCAAAAACAAAUUGAAACAAAAACACUCUGAAGCUUCAUUCACACAGUAUUUUUUUAUUUAUUACAUUUUUAAAAUAAAUGUGCCCUCAUUACUCUAGCUUUCAGCCUCCAAAAAUCUGAGACUUCUGGAAAGGUUGCUGAGUGUUUAAGUUAAGAAACUUCAUGGUUGAGUGUCUCAGGCAAAACAAUGACAGACUAUCUCUGCCUGACUGGAUCUUCCUGUUUUCUUUAAUUUGUCUCACACCUUUCACAUGACCUUUUCCACAAAAAAACAAAGAAGACAUUGGCCUUCCCUACCACUUGUUAAUUCUGCAUGAAUACUGAAUUACAGAUGAUUCUUUGUCAUUUUUGUCCAAUGUGCAGUUAAAUUCUGCUUUAUUUUCAUAUGAGCGACUACAUUCACAGCAGGUGAGCUGCUCUAUCAGCACCUGUCACCAUGUGAUGCACGUUUCAUGUGUGUUUGAAUGUUCUGAAAUUUUGUCUGAAACUUUACUAAACCCUAGUGUAGAAGGACCUCAGUUUACCUUAAAAUGAAAACUUACUCAUGUGGAUGUAGCCUAGAGCUGGUAUACACACACACACACACACACAUACACACACACACACACACACACACACACACACACACACACACACACACACACACACACACACACACUGCAUAUGUCAUCAUUCCAAGAGCUGUUCUUCCCCUCACAUUGAUUUUUGAGGCCUUUGCUCUUCUUAUAACAUGAAUGAAAUGAUUUUAAGGGUUUUGAUUUUAAUGAUUUUAAGCCACCUUUGAACUUUGGAAAUAUAUUGUGACCUCAUAUUUUUUGUUUUAGCUGUUUCACAAUCACCUUUAUAUGUAAAAUUGUUGCAAAAAAAUCCAUUAAUUGUCUUUUUGCUUUGUCUUUUUUUUCCCACAUUUGCUUUGUAUGUACAGCCUGUCCUUCAUGUCUGAUAAUCAAGCUGUACAUUACUACUGUCUCUGUUUCACCAGAGCACAAGCCAUUUAAAUGAAGAGUGAUAAUGUUUAUUGAUAAGAAUAAGAUGUACUAAUAUAAUGUACGGGACUGGCUUCAAUUGCUAGACUUUCUCCUUGUUGGUUAUUUUAUAUUUCUAAUACAGUACCUCUUCUACUUCUGCCCAGAUUUUGCUAUGUAGAAAUCCUGGGGCUGGCCCUCUUUGGUUUAUGACUUCGGUGAAGUCCCUGUCAAUUGUUCAUGGCCAUUUUGGUAAAAAAACAUUAACGGCUAUGUUUUGUCACACUCAUUCACAAGUUUGAUUCCUACUAUACGUUCUGUUAACAUGGAUUGUCGGUGCCUCUGUUUGUCAGAAAUGUUUGCACUCUGCUUGUGGCCUGAUAUGUGCACAUUGGCAUGUUUUUUUUUUUUUUUUCCCCUGUCAGUCAUUUCUAGUCACCACAGCCAGUUUUUUUUCUUUUCUCUUUGCUGCUGUUUCAUGCCUUCACUUGAAAUGCCAUAAAUCUUACAUGAAUCCGGUCUUUUGUAAAAUCGGUGUCAUCUUCUGCCAGUUUUUCCUGCUGUUUGUCCACAUAUAAGUUAAACAGUGGAUUGGUAGAUAAUGCAGUUUGCACUGUCAUACUAGCUAGAAUAUGAUCAGAGGAGAUUUCCUGCUGCUGCUGAUGCUAAUGAUGAUUAUACACACGGCUCUUGCAAUCAACAGUAGAAGCUGUACAAUCUCUUUUCUGUCAAUAAAGCACAAGUUCGCAGUAGA